GGCUUUUACUGUCUAUCGUAUAGUGAACGCUCACUGUCUGGGAAAUUCUUACAGGAGAGCGGAAGCUGAAACGUCCAGUAGCUGCAACGACAACACACAAAGCGAGCUGCAGCGGAGCCGCCAACAGUACCGAUUGUCAUGGCACUUUACACGAGCGAACGCGCGAGCAAACGGGUGACUAAGCCACGAUCAGCAGCCAGUCAGUAUUUCAAGAAGGCAACCAAAUAGCUGACCCUAGCGUUUGCCAGGCAACGUAAACGUCACCGCCAGUGCCAACUCUAUGUAUUAUUCAUACAUAUUCAUAUAUAAGUCACUAUAUACAUUUUAUGGUGAUCGAACUUAAGUGGUUCAUGCAUAAAAACAGCGCCGUUAAGCAAAACAUUGCAAAAUAAGAAUUCAUAAAUAUAUGUACACAAAAAUAAAUAUAGAAGUGAGAACGAGAAGGAGAAUACACACAAUUAAUUAUGACAAAUAUAUUUAUGUAUGUAGUGGACUAAAACAACCAAAUAAGCAAAAGUUCAGUUUGUUACCAGCAAAAUUUAAUAUAGGGGUAACAAAAAAUGGUAUUGUACCAAAAGGCGAAUGAGUUUUGUGUGGGUGAAGUAUUGAAGGCUUGUCUACAGCUGCGACACUUUAGUUGCAUGUAAUGGAAAUAGGAGUGCCGCGCGCCGUAAGUGUACGAAAUCGAACAAUAAAUAUACAUAAGUACAUAUAAUACAAGUCACAUAAUCGCUAAAAAAUUAUACAAGAACUAAUAUAAUAUAAUAAAAAUCAAGAGGGCAUUCGUAUUACAAAUUAGUCAGUUAAAAUGCAUAGCAACAAUAAUAAUAUCGCAAACAAAAACCAAUGUGACAGUUGGCCGAACAAUAACGACACGGUAACAGUGGCGCUGUUGCAGCAACAUCAACAACAGCAGCACGUGCGAUCACAGCAGCUAUUACAAGGGCAGCAAAUACGGGAACAUCACCAUCAAGCUCGCAUUAGCAACUGGAUCAGUGAUACGAACCGCUCUCACUAUUCACUAUUGCAUAACAAUAACAGUGCUCAACUCAAUUGUGUUCAACAACGACAACAGCAGCAACCGCUGCAACUGCCAACAACAUACCUGCAUGAGCAUACAUAUGGAAAUUAUGCGCAACCUGUGGCAACCACUAAUUCUUCUCCUCAUCAGCAACAACAGCCACCGCCGCAAAUGACGGAUACAGCAGUUUCUGCCAACAAUUGCUACUACAGAUCACGGAUGCAGCAACAUCAGAAGCUCAAUGGCCAGCCACUGGCAUACCUGGAACAUUCAGAGUAUGAACAGAGUUUAGCGCAGAAGCAGCUGACAACACCGCUGCACCCUCCAUUCUCAGCUGCUACUAAAGAGUCGCUAUCACCGCAACCACGUUCACAGUCUCCUGGAUUAACACCGUCGCAUACGACCACGCGUAUAUUUCAGCAGCGACUGGUGGUUGCCGCUGCUGCAGUGGCGGCACGCAACGUAAAUCAGCAGCAUCAUCGGGUGACGAUAUACAUACAUACAUAUGUAUAUAAUGCUCGGAACGGAAAACGCAUUUAAAGUUUUACGCUACACCGACGUUGCCUGAUGGGCGGAACUUCGGAAGGGUUUAUCUCUUAGAAUUUCACUCGGAUCAAUUUAAAUAAUUGGAAGAAUAUUUUAAGCAUAUUGUACUAUUUAAUAAGACAAAAAAAUUUUUUUUUGAAAUUUUCGAGCCCACCCACCUGACACAGGUUCGUCUACAAACUUUUUGGCAAAUUCAAGUAGCCGGUUUGAGUGUACAUUAAAGUUUAAAUAAAAUACUUUUACAAAAAUUUUA
Bactrocera latifrons is the source of this 1820-nucleotide messenger RNA. RefSeq names its product transcription factor kayak, isoforms D/sro-like. The record is from RefSeq and is a predicted model, not a curated record. Lineage: Eukaryota; Metazoa; Arthropoda; Insecta; Diptera; Tephritidae. Bases 809 to 1561 code for a protein of 250 amino acids. The transcript has 3 exons.